Molecule: messenger RNA, 1179 nt
Organism: Strongylocentrotus purpuratus (purple sea urchin)
Lineage: Eukaryota; Metazoa; Echinodermata; Echinoidea; Camarodonta; Strongylocentrotidae
Product: sushi, von Willebrand factor type A, EGF and pentraxin domain-containing protein 1-like
Exons: 8
Coding region: 1-1179 (392 amino acids)
Source: RefSeq, a predicted model, not a curated record
AUGAUUUCAGCUUGUGCAAGGCCUACCAAUCCGGACCCCAACCUUGUGAUAGACCCUGACAAGACUUCUUACGGAGAUUGGGCACACAUUGCCAUCUCCUGCUCACCUGGUUACGAGAUGACUGGACCGGGUUCGAGCUACUGUUACCCGGAUGGUACCUGGGAUCCUAAUCCAGAUAUUGCGAUGUGCACAGUGGAGCAGGACGUAGCCGAGUCUCGACAGAACAACCAUCGUGUCGAACCGCAAGGAGUGCCGUGCCCUAAACCAACUUUUACGGACCCAGCGGUGGUAAUCACACCAGAACAGGACUCCUACGAUACGCAUGAGACAGUCACUGCCUCCUGCUCAAGCGGGACAUUAUUAGGAGAUGAUGUCGGGGUAUGCUUAUCAGAUGGAACAUGGGAAUUCACAUCGGACCCAUCAUGCCUAAGUGAUUGUCAUGCUCCACCGAACAGCAAUGUCACUGGUUCUUACGCACACGCCUCUGUGGUGGCAUUCUCUUGCUCUCAAGGGUUCAGCCUGAGUAUCGGUUUGGACUCUGUAGCUUCAACUUGUGUCGAUGGGGCAUGGAGUCCACCAAUCGCUUGUGAAUCAACUGGCUGCUCCCCACCCUCUGUUCCACCAAAGGCGACUAUCGAGGAUCCUCAAAGUUACCCGUAUAAAUAUAAUUCAAGAGUGAUCAUGAAGUGUAUUGGUGACAGGACCUUGUCUGGUCCAGCGUUCUCAUAUUGCAACAAAACCGGCCAAUGGGACCCAGACCCUAUGACAAUCAAGUGCCUCGAUCAGUGCGUGACACCGCCCUUCGAUGACCCGAAGAUCAUUCACACGUCACAGCUAUCGGGGAGCUCCGGCCAGUCCUUCUACGACCAUUCAGACACCAUCAGGUUCUCAUGCGAGGGUGGCAUCUUCGUGGAUGGACCGUGGAAGGCUGCCUGUCACGACGGCACCUGGUUUCCGCACAUUGGCGGUCACCGUCCAGUUUGUAAAAACAACUGCACCGCACCAGAGAACAUGUUGAACGCGGGGGCGGUGUUCCACCAUUCCGAUAGUCACGUGUUUGAGUGUGAUGGAACCCCGGGAAUGAUGAGGAUGGGCGGACCGAGGUCGGUCUGCAAGCACGGGGUCUGGACGCCAAGAAUACGAUGUGCAUUGAAUAAAGAUCUGAGGAGUAAGCCCUAA